Molecule: messenger RNA, 345 nt
Organism: Oldenlandia corymbosa var. corymbosa
Lineage: Eukaryota; Viridiplantae; Streptophyta; Magnoliopsida; Gentianales; Rubiaceae
Source: the annotation of a GenBank genome assembly
AUGAGAAGACUCUGCUGCUACCGUUUCGGCCUUUGUGAUUCCGGCGGCAAGCUGCUUCAGAGCACCAGAAGGAGCGUAAAUUCCCCGACUCCGGUGACGAGGAUUAAAAGGCAACCAUCAAACUGCUGCGGUCGUGUGGCCUUUCGCCUCCGCCUCUGUUCGGAGGGAUCCGAUCUGUUGAUGGGUCGGAGGGAGAAACGAUGUCGUAUCUUCCACCUUACAGGAACUUACAGGAGAGUUCCUUACAGAGGAAUCCGAUCAAUCAUAUCCAAGAAGAAUUCACGAUUUCUUUUUGCUACAAUUAAAGAGCCAAACCCUGAAAGUCCUAUACUAAGACGUUAUUAA